AUGAAGUUCAAAGAAGAAGCCAACAUGAGAACAGCUGGCCUUGAGCUGGAACAGGGGACAGGUUGGAACUUCUCUCCCAGAUUGAGUUCUGUUCAUUGUGCAGAUGAUCCUUUUCACAGGAGCAUAUUCCAAAGAGGCUUACUCUUUUUCUACGAGAUGCUGGGAAGGCACCAAGGAAUGGGAAGAGAAUUGAGGCUGUUUGACCCUGGAGCAAUGCAAGAAAGAUACAGGUAUGGUAAUUCAAAGCCAUCGGCCUAUGAACACAUUUUUCUUCAAGACAUAACUGGAAAAUGGACAAUUGUAGCAGCUGCUUCUGCUGCAAAUUUAAGCACAGUGCUCAGCUGUGAAAGAAUAGAAGCUCUGUACCAAGGUUGGUCUGAUGAUUAUUCAAAGGAUUAA
Messenger RNA from Ilex paraguariensis (yerba mate), 399 nucleotides. The record is from the annotation of a GenBank genome assembly. Lineage: Eukaryota; Viridiplantae; Streptophyta; Magnoliopsida; Aquifoliales; Aquifoliaceae.